This is a messenger RNA of Ctenopharyngodon idella (grass carp), 2453 nucleotides long. RefSeq names its product paired box protein Pax-6-like. The transcript is spliced from 8 exons. Bases 1138 to 1941 code for a protein of 267 amino acids. Gene Ontology annotation, molecular function: RNA polymerase II cis-regulatory region sequence-specific DNA binding; DNA-binding transcription factor activity, RNA polymerase II-specific. Gene Ontology annotation, biological process: anatomical structure development; regulation of transcription by RNA polymerase II. NCBI's taxonomy places the organism in Eukaryota, Metazoa, Chordata, Actinopteri, Cypriniformes, Xenocyprididae. The record is from RefSeq and is a predicted model, not a curated record.
UCUGUCAUGAUUCCUUCCACAACAUAUAAUUCAUUGUGUUUAUCACAAUAAAUACACAUUAGUGAUCCUGAGAAAUCUCUGCGCUUUUUUGUUUAAUUUAGAAAAAGAAAAAAAAAAACUAUUGUUUAUAUUGUUUAUUUAAUGUAUUCAGUGAGAAAGGUCAAAUAAUUUUUCACAGUUUUCAAGUUAUCAACAUCUUGUAAAAAACUAUAGCUUUUCAUAUUUUCAUUUUCAAACAUUGUAAUAUACAAUUAUAAUGAAUAAUGACACUUAUAUUAGAAAUUAUACAAUUAUACUUUGUGUUAUACUACGUUAAUUGCAGUAAAUUUAAAAAAAAAAAAAAAAAAAAAAAAAAAAAAUCCCCCUCAAAUUUAUUCUUUUGCUAUUGGAACAAAUGGGAAUACGAAAGUAAGAUUUGUUGACAUCUCCCAUUCACCGCUAUAGAAGUUUACCCAACUGAUGACUUCCGCUUCUCAAAAUCCUGGAAAUGUGUAAAGGGUCCAUUGUAACAUGAUGGUCAUGACACAGGCAUCAUCUUUCAGAGGGGUAAAGUGGAAUUGGACUGGACUAUUUAGAGCAUCGUUUAGAAAUGUUCACAUUAAAUCAAUAUUUUACUUACUAAAAUCUGCAGAUUCAGCUAAGCUGAAACAAACAGACUAACAUCAAUGAUCAAAAUGAAGAGCAAUGAAAACAUUCAGGCCCAUGUCAAGGACCUCCCAUUUCACUCCCAAAUCCCACUUUUCUUUUAACGUGUGCAGGCUAAUUAAUAUUAAACUGUGCUCUUUGCUGCCAUUCCCCUCUUCGUCUUUUUCAUCACUCCAUUAUCUCUCGUGGGUUUUUUUGCUGCUCUCUCUCGCUGGCAUUAAGUUCAAACUUGACACUGACGUUGACUCGCUGUGUCACUCUUCUCUCUCUCUCUCUCUCUCUCUCUCUCUCUCUUUCUCUCUCUCUCACUUCCUGGACAAUUGUGCCUGCAGAUGCAUUUCUCUCUCUCUGUCACUCUAUACACACAGGUCAUUGUUAACAAAGCAAGUGGGAAGGAAACCUUUAAUAACACUUCAAAAAGAGGGCUAAUAUUAUAUCGCUCCCCUGGACGCCCUGCUCGUAAUGUAACAACUGGCUGUAGUGGGCAAGUGCAUGAUGUUUGAGAGGUUAACCAUGCUGAAUCUCCAGAGCACUUCAAACUGGAGUGGAUCCAACGACUGGUACCAUCAGCAGAGCAACGUUCCCACCCAGCAGCACAGCACCGUUUCAGAUGACUUCCUGGUGGACACGGAUGGGAGGAUGCCAGGAAGAGGAGGACAUGUGGAAAGAGAUGAAGGAGAAGAGUCUCAACUGAGGCUGCAGUUGAAGAGGAAACUUCAGCGCAACAGAACCAGCUUCACAACAGAGCAGAUUGAGGCCUUGGAGAAAGAGUUUGAGAGAACACAUUAUCCGGAUGUUUUCGCACGAGAGCGACUUGCAAACAAAAUCGACCUUCCAGAGGCACGAAUACAGGUGUGGUUUUCCAAUCGAAGAGCUAAAUGGAGGCGUGAGGAGAAGCUGCGAAACCAGAGGCGGUCUGGAGGCGGGACUUCCUGUGCACAAACACACGCUCCACUGAACACAUCCUUUAAUUCAGCUGUUUAUCAUCAUCCUCACGGCAACAGUGCAGCAUCCAUGAUCAGUCAGAGUGACACAGCUUUGCCCAGUUAUAACUCUCUCUCAGUCUAUACUGGGGUCCAGUCUGCUCCUUCUCCAUCUGCCUCCUCGUACUCCUGCAUGCUGCCUCCGUCCCCAUCUGCACCUCGCUCGUUUGAGACAUCAUACUCCUCUUCUCAUCUUCCAGCUCCUUCUUCAACUAACACCAGCACAGGUUUGAUUUCUCCAGGUGUUUCUGUACCUGUCCAGGUACCAGGAAAUGAUCAAACUCUGGGCCAGUACUGGGCCAGGCUGCAGUGAAAAGGGGAGGAAGAUUUUGCUUUAGAAAACUAAAUAUGUUUACAAAAGGUAAAAAAAAACCUUUAGAACAAAUUUAUCUAAACUCAAAGGAAGGUGAUCCUCUAAUGGUUGAACGUAAAGAACAAAAUUCCUUCAUUUGACAUGCACAUUUAUUUUAUCCAUAUUUUUCAAUCAGGACUGUAUAUGAUUUAUAUGAUGAUGCAUUGCACAAUGACAUUCCUGUUUUCAAGAAAUCAUAAUCAUUGAUGUUAGUUCCUGGCAGCAACUUUACAGAACUGGGAAGCAUGAAUUAUUUCAUAAUCAGAUAUAUCAUAUCACUUUUUAUGAAACAUUUGUGACAUCCUUCUUUCAUGAGCUUGUGACAAUCAAGGGAAAUGCCUAGUUCAUUCAGACCAGGGACUGAGACCCAGUCAUGUGACUUGCACUUAAGACCAAUGAACAAAUAAUUGAUUUAAAGGGUUAGUUCACCCAAAAAUGAAAAUACUGUCAUUAAUUACUCACCCUCAUGUCGU